Schistocerca nitens (vagrant locust) is the source of this 1942-nucleotide messenger RNA. RefSeq lists its product as uncharacterized. The record is from RefSeq and is a predicted model, not a curated record. The transcript has 10 exons. Lineage: Eukaryota; Metazoa; Arthropoda; Insecta; Orthoptera; Acrididae. Bases 1 to 1932 code for a protein of 643 amino acids.
AUGACCUCCUCACAGUCGCAUUCGCACCUGUCACUGGAGAAACUGAUAUCACUCGUGCACGUUAGAUUACGCUCCGAGGCAGGCCGCGCGCGCGUGCGGUCGGCGGGAGGGGGUGUUCCAGAGCCUCCAGCCAAGUUCAGCUUCCGCGCGCUCGUGACAGCCGACCAGAAAGGGCGCUCUCCUCUGACACAUGUGAAAGCUGCAUUGUUCUUCUCACGUAUACCGCCGGCGUCUCAGAUGGUAGCGGUGCUGGCACUGUUUGUGUUGGCCGCGGUGGGCGCGUCGACGUUGAGAGCGGACCACGCCCCCCCGGACCACGCCCCCUCGGGCCACGCCCCCUCCCUGGAGCCCGCCGACGGGCGUCGCGGCGCCCGGGCCUUCCGCAUCCCCGCGCCUUACCGGCCGCUGGUGCACAUCCGUCCAGAGGCUGCAGAAGAAGACGCAGCGCCGCCGCCUCCGGAGCUGCUGGCCGGGGGCGGCUGCCGCCAGGGCGAGAAGUGCGACACCACGCCGCAGCACACGCAGGAGCUGAUCGAGAAGUUUCUGAAGGAAUUGGCGGCAUCUACGCGCGAUCGACCACCAGCACAGGUUGCUACACCAAUCAGGGACCACGACAACAAGAUCGACCCGGGGAAUCGACUGCGGCCAUCGACCGAGGAACCCACCAACAGGUUGGCGAGCCUGUACCUGGACAAUGAGGAGGCUGGUGACAAAAGCAGCACCAGCAGUGACGGGCACAGCUGGAGUCUGCUGGAGUCCAAAAGCCACCGUCAUCCCUACGACGACCGUGACGGCUGGGUGACGCUGGAGGCAGUGCCCUGGGCCGCUGCCAAGGUCGCUAAGUGGAAGCCCAACCCUGGCCGCCGACCACCCUGGGUCACGCUACAGAAUAGCUACGGGGGCCAGCAGAGCAGCCCCCCCCACGAUCGCUGGGAGCGGCCUCAGCCGACCUCCGUCUGGCACAGACCCGCCCCGGAGCGCCCCCCGGCUGUGAAGCCGUCCCUGCCGGCAGACCCUUACGAAUACCUGGCGCAUCACCACGGCGACAUCGUCACCGACCAGCGCCCCCUACACCGGCCCCCCUGGGCGCCCCCUCCCGGCAGUGCCGAGAUCGGAGAGGGAGGCGGCGGCAGUGUGUACGGCCUCUCCCAACCCCACCACCAGCAGCACGGCCCUGCCAGACCCGGCUACAUUUUCCCAGAAGAGCCCUCGGGGCUGGACUCGCUUCACCGGCACCACUACCAUCAGCCCCACCACCCUCCCAGCUACCCGGGUGAGGCGGACGGUGAGUGGGUGCUACUGUCCAGCACCAAGGGCUACUCCCUGCCGUCACACCGCCGCCUGCACCAGCGCGCCGUCUCCUUCAGUGCGAGACCUGUCACCUCCAGGAGGUCGGUGCGGCUGACGGUGCUGCCUGCGCAGAACGGCACGACCAACACGUCGACGUCGCACGGCGGCCUGCUCGAGGUGCACAGCUCCUUCAACAGCGUCGAGCAGGACGUGCACGACCGCGAACACGACCAACAGAAUGGCCUGGUGCCCGCACAAGACAUCCCCGUGUUCACCGGCGUGCCAGCACGUCCCACUCUGGCGUCUGUGCCAGUAUUGCAAGGUGUUGGCAGUGGAGCCAACUUGACAACACAGUUUGGAAUCCGCCCACUACAGCAGCAGCUCUUUCACGUGGUACCGGGUAGGAAGGGCACCAAGCCGAAUCCGGGCCGUGCACUGUUGGCAGCAGUAGGUGCCGGGGUGUUACCUGCUACUGUGGCCAUGUUGGUACCCCUGGCACUCGGACGCCGAAGGCGGAGAAGCAUCUACGGAGGGGAAUACACCAGUAAGGACUGGCUGCUUGUUCCAGACACUACCACAUUCAGCAGGGAACAGACUGCAUCAGCCAGGAGACCAAAUCAACAUCACCAGAAGAGGUUCUAGCUGCUAUCAC